Molecule: messenger RNA, 661 nt
Organism: Budorcas taxicolor (takin)
Lineage: Eukaryota; Metazoa; Chordata; Mammalia; Artiodactyla; Bovidae
Gene: POLE4
Product: DNA polymerase epsilon 4, accessory subunit
Exons: 4
Coding region: 25-375 (116 amino acids)
Cellular component (GO): nucleus; epsilon DNA polymerase complex
Molecular function (GO): protein heterodimerization activity
Source: RefSeq, a predicted model, not a curated record
GCGCGCAGGACGCUCAGGGCCGGGAUGGCGGCGGUGGCGCCUGGAAGCGGGGCUUCCCGGGAGGAGGAGGGCACCGGUGGGGACGCAGCCACUCCGCAGCCCCCAGCCCCGACGAGUGCGCCCGGAGCUCGUCUCUCGAGGCUGCCUCUGGCGCGAGUGAAGGCCUUGGUGAAGGCGGACCCCGACGUGACUCUCGCGGGACAGGAAGCCAUUUUCAUUCUGGCACGCGCCGCGGAACUGUUUGUGGAAACCAUUGCAAAAGAUGCCUACUGUUGUGCUCAACAAGGGAAGAGGAAAACUCUUCAGAGGAGAGAUUUGGAUAAUGCAAUAGAAGCUGUGGAUGAAUUUGCUUUUCUGGAAGGUACUUUGGAUUGAUUGCUGAGCUGGGCAGUUUGGUGAGCCUGGACCUGCAUCCUUCAGCUAGACCCUCUGCAGGCCUCAGCUUUGAAGAAGAGUCUUUAACAUGUUGAACUUCCGCAUUUUUUCUGUUCUACGUUCACCUAAGCCUGAACAAGCCUGUUAGCUUUAAUCUACAAGGUCUUCCACUACUUGGGUCUUCCAUUUCUGGCCUGGAUGCAGCUGCUUAUGGUAGAAAUAUAGAAAAUGGUUUGUGUAGGUUGGUUAAUAAAUGAUAAGGACCAAAUAAAGGUUUCUGAUCAAC